Trichoderma gamsii is the source of this 3021-nucleotide messenger RNA. RefSeq names its product GMC oxidoreductase. The record is from RefSeq and is a predicted model, not a curated record. Gene Ontology annotation, molecular function: carboxy-lyase activity; flavin adenine dinucleotide binding; oxidoreductase activity, acting on CH-OH group of donors. Bases 1 to 3021 code for a protein of 1006 amino acids. The transcript has 2 exons. Gene Ontology annotation, biological process: amino acid metabolic process; secondary metabolite biosynthetic process. NCBI's taxonomy places the organism in Eukaryota, Fungi, Ascomycota, Sordariomycetes, Hypocreales, Hypocreaceae.
AUGUCGGAGCGCAGUUUCACCGAACUGGCACAAAAAGUGCUGGACCACUGUGUGCUGGAAAGACAAAACAUACCGUCGCAGCCGAUUGUUAAAGUAAUCCCUUGGGAUAAAGAGAGAGAUAUAGGGAAUAUCGCAAGACCGCCUCAGUUUCCAGCCUCAAUUGACACCACUCUUUCGAAUGCAGAGACAAUCUUUGGUUAUCGGGUCCGCAUGGACCAUCCAAAAUUCUUUGGCUUCAUCCCAUCGCCAGCAUCUGAUCUGUCCUGGUUAGGCGAAGUCCUCAACUCGGCUUAUAACACGCAUGCCGGCAGCUGGUUCCAAAGUUCCGGACCUAGUGCCAUCGAAAAACACUUUUUAUCGUGGUUGACUAGGGACAUAAUCGGAUAUCCUGAGACAGCUGGAGGGUGUUUUGUUUCCGGCGGCUCAAUGGCUAAUCUGUCCGCACUCAUGUUAGCACGGGACCAGAAACUCUCACUGGAAGAAAGAAACAAGGCUGUCGCAUACACUUCUAGUCAAACGCAUUCAUCGCUGGCCAAAGGGUUGGCCAUUCUUGGAUUUUACCCUGCUCAGAUCCGCAAAGUCGCCUGCGAUGACAGCAUGCGCAUUGACACGACGUUGCUAAGGUCAGCUAUUGAACAAGACAAAGCUGCGGGCAGAAUCCCAUUCCUCAUCGUUGGCAACGCUGGAACUACAAACACUGGCACCGUUGAUCCAUUUACAGAGCUCGCGGCCAUCUCCAGAGAACAAAACUUAUGGCUUCAUGCUGAUGGUGCGUACGGUGCAUCUGCCCUACUUUGCCAGGCACGCCGCGCCAUUCUUAAUGGUGUUGAGCUCUGUGAUAGCAUCUCUUGGGAUGCUCAUAAGUGGCUCUUCCAAACAUAUGGCUGUGGGAUGGUUCUCGUACGACAUCGCAAAUUUCUGACGGAAAGCUUUGGGACGACUGCAGAAUACACCCAGGACGCCGCCGAGACGGCUGAGUCGCUACCAAAUUUCUGGAACUAUGGACCCGAACUUACGCGGCCGGCAAGAGCAAUGAAGUUGUGGUUUUCCUUCCAACUCCUAGGGUUGGAUGCAAUCGACAAAGCUAUCAAUCGAGGGUUCGAAUUGGCGGAGAUAGCACAAUCGUCACUAGAGCGCCUAAAAGACUGGGACAUACUGUCUCCAGCACAGAUGGGUAUCAUUUGUUUCCGGUUUCAUCCUCCCCAUGUUCCUGCUGCAAGUCUAGAUGGUUUGAAUAUGAAGAUUUCACAAAAAGCAAUCGAGAAUAACGUGGCAGCGCCUUUGACGACGAGAAUACGAGAAGUUUUGGUGGUUGUAGGAGGUGGCACUGCCGGCUCAGCUCUGGCGACGAGGCUAAGCCAAGGCUUGCCAAACAAAAGCAUCCUGUUGAUCGAGGCCGGCCCUGAAGCGUUGGAUGAAGAUCGCAUCAAUAUUCCUGGCAUGAAGGGGUCGACACUGGGCACAAUUUACGAUUGGAACUUCACUACCGUGCCCCAAAACGCACUCAACGGCCGAGUUCUUGGAGCCAACAGAGGCAAAGUGCUUGGUGGAAGCUCGGCAUUGAACUUGAUGACGUGGGAUCGAUCUUCUUCUGAGGAGUACGAUGGCUGGGAGCGACUCGGAAAUCCGUCCUGGAACUGGGAGAACAUGAUUACUGCAAUGGAGAUGGUGGAGACUUUUACAGGUAUCAAUACGUCUAGCUAUGGCGACCAAGGAGUUGGUACUAGCGGACCUAUCCACACGGUGAUAAACAGGGUAAUACCCGCGCAACAGGACCUGUGGCUGCAAUCAAUGGCUGAUUUGGGGAUUCCGCAUAACCUCAAUUCUUUGGGCGGGAAUCCUAUCGGGUAUAUGAACCAGCCUAGCAACGUCGACCCGCGAACAUGGGCGAGAUCUUACGCUGCGAACUCUUAUAUCCCAGCAGCAGGAAAGAAUCUCCAUUUGCUACUAGGGGCGCGCGUGGCCAAGGUGAACUUACGCAAGGGCCAAAGUUCUUAUACUGCAAUUGGUGUUACGCUACAGGAUGGCACCGUUAUCCAGGCUACGAGAGAGGUCAUUCUAUCCUGUGGCACAAUCCAAAGUCCAGGCCUGCUAGAGCUGUCCGGCAUUGGAAACAAGGCGGUACUCUUGAAGGCAGGUGUAGACCAGAUUAUUGACCUCGAUGGCGUGGGGGAGAACUUGCAGGACCACGUUCGAUACCAAGCAUCUUAUCAACUGAAGGAUAACUUCACUUCGUUUGACAUACUUAAGUACAAUGCCACGUAUGCAGCCGCACAGCUUGCAUUAUGGCGUGCAAAGCAGCCCUCUUUGUAUGAUUACACCGGAAGUGGAUACGGCUAUCUAAACUGGCAUCAGGUGGUGGGCAGUCUAGCUACCAAACUCAACUCUCUCGCACAACAUGUGGUGCUUUCGCUCGGCUCUAUUGUCGAUAAGAGAAAACUACAGUAUAUUGGGUCACUUCUGUCGCCGCAGGUGGAAAUAAUCUUCUCAGAUGGCUACACGGGAGUAAAGGGCUACCCCGCUAACGGCUCCUCUCUGUAUGGAAAGGGCUUCUUCACUCUUAUUGGUGUCGUGAUGCAUCCUCUCAGCCGCGGCACCAUUCACAUCACCUCUAUGGACAUCGAUGCUACACCGCAAAUUGACCCACAGUAUUUAUCCAACGAGUACGAUGUGCAGGCCGCUAUUGAGGCUGCCAAAUACUGCCGCAAGAUUGCAAAUUCUGCGCCGCUCUCUUCAGCAUGGGUGACGGAAUAUGAACCAGGCGGGGCUGUCCAGACGGACGAGGACUGGCGUCAAUAUGUUCUCAACACCACCCUAUCCAUAUAUCAUCCUGUUGGAACAUGCGCCAUGCUUCCUCAGAGAGACGGUGGAGUGGUAAGCCCAGAACUCAUAGUUUACGGGACUACUAAUCUACGUGUUGUGGACGCAAGCAUCAUCCCCGUUCUUCCGUCCGCACAUAUCCAAACAGCCGUAUAUGGUAUCGCUGAGCGUGCAGCUCGCAUGAUUAUUCAAGACUCAUAG